AAUCUCCGGACAAAUUUUUAAUCUGAGGACUGAGACAACACUUGAAGGGUGCAGACCGAACUGAAUCAGUUAAAACCUGCGAUCGUUACGGCUGAGGAAACGGAAAGAUGCCCGAAGCUCAUACUCUAUUCGUCAGACGAAACCGAAACUAUCUUCUUGGAUUUCUUUAUUUUCUUCGUCUUCCCGACUUUUCAGCUUCCUUCGCACAUCCACUUCAUCGCUUUUCAUCGGCAAAAAAUUAGGAGAGAGAGAGAGAGAGAGAUUGUAUAAUUAUGUGUGUUUGACUGAUUGAUUGAAAUUUAUGAAGAGAGCGAUACGACCUUCGAAGCUGAGAAGACGAUCGAUGAUGAUGCUCCUUUCUAGCGCCGGAAACAACCCUGACAUGUCGACGGAUUCCGUUGCAGUUCGAAGAGCUCUGACACUGACGCUUUUCUUCGCCGCCAUUGUUUUCCCUUGUCUAGUACUCUACAAUGCUGCUUAUCCCUUUCAGAUUUUCGAUCGAAAUUCUUCCGUCUCGUACGAUCCCUCUUCCGCCUUGAACCGCAUUUUCUCUUUUGACGAUUCUCCUACGGUGGAUAGUGAGGAAUUGAGGCUGGAAAGAAUUUUGAAGGAUGCAGCGAUGGACAGGACAGUUAUCCUCACUACUCUAAAUGAAGCAUGGGCUACUCCUGGUUCGAUUGUUGAUCUUUUUCUUGAGAGCUUUCGAAUUGGGGAUCACACCAGUGGCCUUUUGAAACAUUUGGUAAUUAUUGCUUUGGAUGAAAAAGCAUAUACUCGUUGCUUGGCUGUACACACCCAUUGCUUUGCUCUUAAAACCGAAGGGGUAGAUUUCUCUGGUGAGGCAUAUUUCAUGACCCCUGACUACUUGAAGAUGAUGUGGCGAAGGAUUGAUUUCUUACGGUCUGUUCUUGAGAUGGGUUAUAACUUUGUUUUCACGGAUGCUGAUAUCAUGUGGUUCCGGAACCCAUUUCCACGCUUUUAUCUGGAUGCAGAUUUCCAGAUUGCAUGUGAUCACUUCACUGGGGACUCCUAUGAUGUGCAAAAUAAACCCAAUGGAGGAUUUAAUUAUGUAAAGUCCAGUAACCAGACAAUAGAGUUCUACAAGUUUUGGUAUUCUGCAAGAGAGACCCAUCCAGGAUAUCAUGAUCAGGAUGUGCUUAACAUUAUCAAAUUCGAUCCUUAUAUCUUUGAGUUAGGACUGACAAUGAGAUUCUUGGACACUGCUUACUUUGGUGGCCUCUGUGAGCACAGCAGAGAUUUUAAUAAAGUUUGUACGAUGCAUGCAAAUUGUUGUUAUGGUUUGGAUAGCAAGCUUCAUGAUCUUAGGAUCAUGCUUGAGGAUUGGAAAAUUUUCUUAUCUCUGCCAGAAAGUCUGAAGAAAUCACAGCCAUUAUCUUGGAGGGUCCCAAGUAAUUGUAGCCUUACGCUUCGCCAUCCCUCAAACAAUAUGUCACCGGAACCGAGCAAUUGGCAAUAAUGAAGUAAAUCUGCAUAUGUUUCAGGAUUUCUUGGGGAUUCAUUUUGUAAAGAUCAACUUUUUUUCCAACAACUUGAAUGUAUUCGACAACCUCAUUGUCUUUGUCUCGUCUCAAUAAUUCAGGUUCACAAAUUUACAUGGACAAAUUGUCUUGGAGGCAGAAUUGUUACUCUUCCUAAAAUUCCAAUUGCACCACUUUGAACAUGAGUGUUGCGGUUAUCCUCAGAAAUAUGUCUGCAGAGGACUGUUUGGAAUCAGAAGCAUCUAAAGGAGGUUCAUGUGGCAUCUCUUGUGCUGGCUGUCUAUUUUUUUGACACCACAUCCAGCAACUUGAUGUAUUUUUUCGUCUUUUUGUACAUGAAUUAGUGUGGCCAUUCUCAAAUUUUUGUCCUACUUGAAAGUAAAUAUUUUUUGACAAUUGUUGUUACCUCGACGUUUGAGGGUUUCAUUCUACUUAAAAAAAAAAAAGCGCAUUUGAUGGUUUCACUUUUCU
Messenger RNA from Macadamia integrifolia, 1970 nucleotides. RefSeq lists its product as uncharacterized. The coding region runs from base 302 to 1477 and encodes 391 amino acids. The record is from RefSeq and is a predicted model, not a curated record. The transcript is spliced from 5 exons. Lineage: Eukaryota; Viridiplantae; Streptophyta; Magnoliopsida; Proteales; Proteaceae.